Molecule: messenger RNA, 722 nt
Organism: Drosophila virilis
Lineage: Eukaryota; Metazoa; Arthropoda; Insecta; Diptera; Drosophilidae
Source: RefSeq, a predicted model, not a curated record
AUACUCGGCAUAUAAAAUAUAUAUUGUGCGCAUAUAAAAUGGAAAUGCGCUAUCGAAUCAACUAGUAAAUAUGGAACACAAUGCAAAUAAAAGUGGAAAGCCCUCUGAGGAGUGGCUAAAUAGAGAUCCUGGGAUUGUGCAGGUGCAAUCUGAGGAUAUAAAUCGUGUGCAUAAUGAGGCCAAACGUCUUGGUUAUGUGCCGGCAAAUAUGGCAGCCGCUGGCGUCACUAAUACAAGUGCAGGUGAAAAUGUGAAGCGCACAACAGAGAGAAGUGAAAUACAGGGUGAUAUUUCUGAUGAGACUAUCUUAACUUGCGAAAGUGCUACCUCAGCAUUCUCUGAGACGGCGCUUUCUCAUAUGUUCUGUGAUAGCGAUGAGGACACUAACUGGACAAAUGCUAUAGUUGGAAUUGAGAGAAGAGCGGUGGGAGCAGCAACAACAACUACAGGAUCUACUUGCCAGCAAGUGCAACAACAGCAACAGACGCCAAUUCUCGCGGCAGAAGUGCCGCUAAAUGAUCCGCCAUUUCUGCCUGAGUCAACAGGGGCAGCAACUACAACAAGUACAAGAACAACCACUAGCGCAAAUGUCAUAGCUAACCUAGAAGGUGACGCGCAAAAAUUGGCGCCAACGCUAAGUGAAUGUGCAACAGGAACAACAAGUGGUCGCUUGCGUGAUGCUGCUAAGGUGACAAUGGCGGCAAAAUAAAUGGCGCUAAGCG